CGCCCCAGUCCUUGGACGCCAAAGGCCAACGUGCUUACUUUCGUGACGUCAUUGCUUGCGUGAUGACGUUUUAAUGGAGGUUCAGAGGUGGCAGCUGUGGGUUGAUAUCAAUGACUGUCGGUAUUUGGAAUAUAAAACUGUUUAAAAGUUAGUUAAAAGGCCCUGAUUGUUUUUAAACAAGGUCAAACAAAUAAAGAAGGACCACAAUUCCAUGGUCAGUUUCUCUAAGGAGAGUUAGUUUGUUUUUGAUGCCUUGCAUGUAGAGCAGGCACUAUGCCAGCGGCUACUGUGGAUCAUAGCCAAAGAAUAUGUGAGGUUUGGGCUGACAACCUGGAUGAAGAACUCAAAAGGAUCCGCCAGGUCAUUCGAAAAUACAACUACAUUGCCAUGGACACAGAGUUUCCAGGUGUAGUUGCGAGACCGAUUGGAGAGUUCAGAAGCAAUGCUGACUACCAGUACCAGUUACUGCGAUGUAAUGUAGACUUGCUAAAGAUUAUCCAGCUGGGCCUUACCUUUAUGAAUGAACAGGGUGAAUAUCCACCAGGAACUUCAACAUGGCAGUUCAAUUUUAAGUUUAACCUCACGGAGGACAUGUAUGCACAGGACUCCAUCGAGCUCUUGACGACAUCAGGCAUCCAGUUCAAGAAGCACGAGGAGGAGGGGAUCGAGACAUUGUACUUGGCUGAACUGCUCAUGACCUCAGGCGUGGUGCUCUGUGAGGGCGUCAAGUGGCUUUCUUUCCACAGUGGCUAUGACUUUGGAUAUCUGAUCAAGAUUCUGUCCAACUCUAACCUGCCCGAAGAGGAAGUGGACUUCUUUGAGAUCCUUCGCCUGUUCUUCCCCAUCAUAUAUGAUGUCAAGUACCUCAUGAAGAGCUGUAAAAACCUCAAGGGUGGGCUACAGGAAGUGGCAGAGCAGCUGGAGCUGGAGAGGAUUGGCCCCCAGCACCAAGCUGGCUCAGACUCACUACUGACAGGCAUGGCAUUCUUCAAGAUGAGAGAGAUGUUCUUUGAGGAUCAUAUCGACGAUGCAAAGUACUGUGGUCACUUGUACGGGCUGGGUUCAGGCUCUGCAUACGUCCAGAAUGGCACAGGGAACGCCUACGAAGAGGAAGCCAACAAACAGCUGUCAUGACAGCAUCACUGGGAUCUCUCUGGAUGGUCUGCUCCAGUCAGUUACUUCGACGACUGGAAUAAUGAAAGAACAAAAGCAUAUAUACCAUUUAGGAAGCUCUUUGUCAUAAGCUCUUCUCACUUUAGAUGGUUGGUGAAUUUGGUGGUUCAAUAGGAACUAUCUCCACACGUACCCAAGGUGUGUGUGUGCUUAAUAUCAUGUAGUUUUUUCUAUGAAAGCAGGUUAGAGGGGCUGGUUGGUUCAUUUAGAUUUCACAUAAAGCGCUUGAAGAGAAAACAAGGGAUUUUAGUUUUUCAAACAUUUUCUGUAGACAUUUUGCACUUUAAAGCUCCUAAGCAGAUCCUUGAUUUUAUAUGAAAAGCUAACAGUUUUUCUGGAAUGUUCCUCUUCGUUGCCUUCUCUUCUUUUUCACUUAACAUCUUUAUUAUGAAAACAACUUUUUCCUUUUUUCCACCAAACUCAGCCUUAAUUGUAGCUACAUUUGUUAUUUUAAUAUUUAAUUUAUUGUACUGGUUGGUUGUUUUCAUGUGAUGAGACCCCCCCACCCCCCACCCCCUCUCAUUACAUCAUUCAUAUGUUUAAAAAAAAAAAUGCAAUAUACAAGAGAUUGUUUUUAAAGCUUUUGUAAAUAAAGGCUUCAAACUUUUCUAACAUAUAACAACUU
Coregonus clupeaformis (lake whitefish) is the source of this 1798-nucleotide messenger RNA. It is a transcript of the gene cnot7, whose product is annotated as CCR4-NOT transcription complex, subunit 7. Gene Ontology annotation, molecular function: poly(A)-specific ribonuclease activity; nucleic acid binding. The record is from RefSeq and is a predicted model, not a curated record. NCBI's taxonomy places the organism in Eukaryota, Metazoa, Chordata, Actinopteri, Salmoniformes, Salmonidae. Gene Ontology annotation, cellular component: CCR4-NOT core complex; CCR4-NOT complex; P-body. The transcript has 7 exons. The coding region runs from base 274 to 1134 and encodes 286 amino acids.